AUGGUUCCUUCUAACAUGGAGACAGCAACUCCCGACUCCACUUCUGCAUCCAGUCAGCCCUUAUCCAAUGGAGAUGCUGUGGUGCCAGAGGUAAACGUGGAGACAACACUGGAGACCAGCCUGUGCAGUCAGUACGAGGAGAAGGUGCGGCCCUGCAUCGACCUCAUCGACUCCCUGCGGGCCCUGGGCGUGGAGCAGGACCUGGCCCUGCCUGCCAUCGCCGUUAUCGGGGACCAGAGCUCGGGCAAGAGCUCCGUGCUGGAGGCGCUGUCGGGCGUUGCCCUCCCCAGAGGCAGCGGUAUUGUUACAAGAUGCCCCCUGGUGCUGAAACUGAGAAAGCUUAGGCAUGAUGAUGAUGAAUGGAAAGGCAGAAUCACUUACCGGGAAAUGGAGAUUGAUCUUACGGCCGCUUCGGAGGUAGAACAGGAAAUCAGGAAAGCCCAGAAUGUCAUUGCUGGGGAAGGUGUGGGAAUCAGUUAUGAGCUAAUUAAUCUGGAGGUCAGCUCCCCUCACGUGCCAGAUCUGACCCUGAUAGACCUUCCUGGCAUCACCAGAGUUGCUGUGGGCAAUCAGCCAGCUGACAUCGGACGUCAGAUUACAGCUCUCAUCAAGAAGUACAUCCUGAGGCAGCAGACCAUCAUGUUGGUGGUGGUGCCCAGUAACGUGGACAUCGCCACCACAGAGGCGCUGAGCAUGGCCCAGGAGGUAGACCCCGAAGGAGACAGGACCAUAGGGAUCCUGACAAAGCCCGACCUGGUGGACAGAGGCACCGAAGACAGAGUCGUGGACGUGGUGCGGAACCUGGUCUACCACCUGAAGAAGGGCUACAUGAUUGUCAAGUGCCGGGGCCAGCAGGACAUCCAGUACCAGAUGAGCCUGGACAAGGCUCUGCAGAGGGAGAGGGCCUUCUUCGAGGACCAUCCCUAUUUCAGGGAUCUCCUGGAGGAGGGCAAGGCCACCAUCCCCUGCCUGGCAGAGAGACUGACCAAUGAGCUCAUCGCACACAUCAGUAAAUCUCUGCCCCUGCUGGAAAGUCAGAUAAAGGAGAACCAGCAGACCAUCACGGAGCAGCUGCAGAAGUAUGGCCUGGACAUCCCGGAAGACGAAACGGAGAAAAUGUUCUUCCUGAUUGAAAGGAUCAACACGUUCAAUCAGGACAUCCAGGCGUUGGUGGAGGGGGAGGAGACUGUGGGGGGCGACGACAGCCGGCUGUUCACCAAGAUCCGGCUGGAGUUCUGCAAGUGGGGCCUGGAGAUCGAGAACAAUUUCCAGAGAGGUUAUGAGGACAUUGUCAAACAGAUCAGGAAGUUUGAAAACCAGUAUCGCGGCAGGGAGCUGCCGGGGUUCGUGAACUACAAGACGUUCGAGCUGAUCAUAAAGAAGCAGGUGAAGGCCCUGGAGGACCCGGCGGUGGAGAUGCUGCACAGGGUCACCGAUAUGGUCCGGCUUGCCUUCGCAGAUGCUUGCAAGAAAAACUACGAGGAGUUCUUCAACCUCUUAAGAACCUGCGUGUCCAAAAUUGAAGACAUUAAGUCAGAACAAGAAAAAGAAGCGGAGAAGUCCAUCCGACUGCACUUCCAGAUGGAGCAGAUUGUCUACUGCCAAGACCAGGCGUACCGCACUGUGCUGGAAAAGAUCCGAGGGAAGGAAGCCGAAGCGAAGAAGAAGAAGCAGGAGCAGAUUGUCUUUGAAGCGGACCCUUUGACUUGCUCCCUCUCCGAAAUCCUCCAACACCUGAUGGCCUACCGCCUGGAGGCCAGCCGACGCCUGUCCAGCCACAUCCCUCUGAUCAUCCAGUUCUUCGUCCUGCAGUCCAACGGGCAGCAGCUGCAGAAGGCCAUGCUCCAGCUGCUGCAGGACAAGGACAAGUACGGCUGGCUCCUCAAGGAGCGCGGCGACACCAGCGACAAGCGCAGGUUCCUGAAGGAGCGGCUGGCGCGGCUGACCAAGGCCCGGCGCCGGCUGGCCCAGUUCCCGGGCUAA
Messenger RNA from Pipistrellus nathusii (Nathusius's pipistrelle), 1983 nucleotides. Lineage: Eukaryota; Metazoa; Chordata; Mammalia; Chiroptera; Vespertilionidae. The record is from the annotation of a GenBank genome assembly.